CUGGACGGUCUCGUAGUUGUAGCACUUUUGAUUAUUUGUUCGUGUGCGUAUCUUAAACGAGUGCCUCGAAUAAACAGCUGGUUGCUCUCUGAGAAAAAGGGAUUCUUUGGAAUUUUCUACAAGGCUUCGGUUAUCGGCGUUCGUUUACAUUCCUUCGUUUCUGCCGCCUGUUUUCUAGCUGCUGGAUAUACCUUGUUCAUCAGAUAA
Haemonchus placei is the source of this 207-nucleotide messenger RNA. Lineage: Eukaryota; Metazoa; Nematoda; Chromadorea; Rhabditida; Trichostrongylidae. The record is from the annotation of a GenBank genome assembly.